GUGAGCAUGUUCUGCACUAAAUGAUGUUCUGUCGUACAGUACAUAUGUGAAAAUGAACGUUUAAGCUAAUUUCUUACUGUGUCUGCAUGUGCUGAAUCACCACAACACAUCUGCAUCUUCCUGUAACUUCAUUAAUUACUGCUGCUGACUGUACUGUUUGAAACAGACCAGAGACAAAAGCCCAGAGAAAACAUCUCAGAACAGAUAGAUGAAAGGAAUAUCCCAAAGAGAUAUUGUUCUUUGGACAUUACAGGGAAUUACUUUCAGUCAUCAUAUUUCUGUUUGUGCAGCCAUACAAACAAGCAUUCGGUCACUAUCAUGCUAGGAGAAGCUUCCCUUUAUGUUUUGAACUGCACAGAAGAAGCCACAAAUCAUGACGGAUACAAUCGUGCACGCUCAUCUCCUUCUGUUACCUGUCCUGACGCAACAAACGCCACUGCCAGACCAGCUCUGACACCCCGAACUGUGAGAGCUGGCAGACCUGAAAGCCUGAAGAACGCAGGACAGUGCCGCGCCUCUGCUCCCAGUAAAGCCAUGCCCAUUCACAGCUGUGACAGGGAGGAUCGCCUAGGCAUGUCAGUGUAUUGCUCCUGGUGCUGUCCCAGCAUCUACAAGGACUAUCCGGAUCUUCGGCUUGGUGGUGACCGACUGGAGCCCUGGAGUCCUCAAAACCCAGACCCAGCAGAUGACGGGCCGCUGCUUCAGUCUCAGGACCUGAGCUCUCUGGAGCCCUCUCUGAAGCCAAGCCAACAGGCUGUGACCCAACAAGACGAGGAGUAUCUAGUCAUGGAAUCCGCUCACAGCCCUGACUGGCAGAAAAGGCUGACCAACUCCAUGCUGAAUGGAUAUCUAGAGGUCCAAAUGCUGGAAGUGUUCUGUCAGCACAUGCAAAACAUGGCGUGCUGUGGCUCAUCCCUACUGGGCCCAGACGUUAUGCCAACAUUAGUGCCCACGGUAGCAGACAAAGAGCAGACAACCAGUCGGGCAGAGGAGCUGGAUUCUUCAUCCAGUAAUGUUGUGCGUUACUUGAGCACUUGUUCAGCUCCAGCCACCUCUCACUUCAGCUCACCUGUGCUGCGAAUCUCAGAAGCGGAGUAACACACACAAAAUGUUCUAUGCUGCACGCCUGUAUUUUGACCAUCGCAUUAAUAUUUCAAGUUAUCUCUGUUGCCAAAGUAAUGUUCUGCAUUCAGUGCUGACAGCAUUCGCAGCAUGUUGAAUAGGCAUGGGCCUUGGAUAAAAUUAUCACGGUUUUGUGAUUAAAACAUUUUCUUUUUAAAUGUAAGGGUAAAAAACUAAAACUUUUUCCCCUUUGAACACAAAGUAUUUUAUUUUGAGAAACUUUUUUUUAAAGAAUUUUGGAGCAUUAAACAUGUCAGGCUAAAUAAUUCACAUGAAUCAUUGACUUUUGCUGUUUCAAUAACACAGACUUUUUAACGAUUUAAAACAGCCUCUUUAGAUAUGUUUUCUGCUGGAGACACUGUUUUGCUUAAAAAAACAAACUAAAAAGUAAAUAAAAAAUUUUCCACACACCUUAGAAACGGUAUAGCAGAAAACUUUUGGCUUUUUUAAGACACUGAAAUAUACCUCGAGACACCUUGAAAAUGGUUGUCGUCCAAUGCCUAAUGUUGAUUACCAGUGAAAAGUGUUGACUCAUGCCAGCAUGUUUUAUAGAGGCUGCAAUUAUUUAAUCAUUUGAUAAUCCAGUAAAAACAGCUAAUCCUAUGAAGCAUUACUUCAAUUUAAAAAAGUAAACACUUAAUUGUAGUAACUUGAGAACUUUAUUUCUAAUUAUCAAAUUAUGUAUACAUUUUAAAAACAUAUUAAAAGUAUUAAAGAGCCCUUGUUAUGCAUUAUAAAAGAUCAUUUUUUGGUUUUGGGGGUCUCCAACAACAUGCUGAUAUGCGUGCAUGGUCAAGAACAUUGUCAUUGUCUGAUAUUAUGCAUUUAUUUUUACCUGAUUAUCCCAACAACUCCCAUAUCAUUUAUUCAGCAAUUCAUUUGUUCCCAAACCCCUCCUUAGCGUGAAACUAAUCUGCGCUGAUUGGUCUGAUGACCCAGUCUGUUGUGAUUGGUCAACUGCGUUCAGCAUGAGACAGAGAGAAAUGCGCGCCACAGCUAUGAAGUAGCACACAGAGUAUGUCAGAGCCCAAUGCAGGAAUGCAGUAAAGUAAUGCAGUUAGACACCAGCAUAUUACUCUACUCUUAAACCUAGCUCC
Molecule: messenger RNA, 2219 nt
Organism: Danio rerio (zebrafish)
Lineage: Eukaryota; Metazoa; Chordata; Actinopteri; Cypriniformes; Danionidae
Source: RefSeq, a predicted model, not a curated record